AUGAAUAGUCUGCAUUAUCAGGUGCUGACAAGUAUAGAAGAUGUGUGGACCAUAAUUAAUUCAUUGUACAUGAUCUACUGUACCUCAUUACUUCCGUUGGCUAUGAUUGGUAUAGCACUUUUCUAUUCAGGCUUGACGCAACGGAGAUCGUCUUUGACUAUGCUUGCCCUCCCGGUAUUCCUCACACCGUUUAUAUUGAUAGAGUGGUUUAUUUGGGGGUAUUCAUUGUGUUAUUCCAGUUCUUCCAAUCAUUUCAUAGGUGACUUGAAUUUUGCAGUUUUACGUCAUAUGAGAGAUUCAGUUACAAACAAUUAUAACACACCUAGGGGUGAAAUAUGGCUGAUAAAUCAUUUUUUGUUUAAUGGGUUUAUGAAGGUUAUAUGCGUGUGCUUGACGUUUCCAGGGUGUAUUGCUGAAAGAGGAAGAAUACUACCUAUGGUUGUUUUCCUAUUCUUUUGGUCGGUCAUUAUAUACAAUCCCGUAACAUAUUGGUUUUGGAAUAGAGAAGGGUGGUUGUCCGUUGAAUUAAAUAGCCUUCCAGUAUUGGAUUUUGCUGGUGGUAAUUGUGUGCAUAUUGUUAGUGGGUUUACGGCCUUAGCAUAUUCUUACAUUUUAGGGCCAAGAAACCCAAAAAUUCUUUAUGAUUAUCGAAGCACUAACACAGGCUAUAUUAUCAUAGGAACAUUUUUCAUGAUAUGCGGCUGGUGUGGGUUCGUUGCUGGGUGCGAUUACAAGUUCACAAUUGAAUGUUUAUACAUUAUCUUGAAUGUACUCUUAUGUGCAUCAACAAGCGGAAUAAUCUGGAUGCUCAUUGAUUAUUACUUUUCCGCAAUUCCAUUAGAAGGUGCACCUAUAGAAAGUGCUCUUUCAAAUCAUAGGGAUAAGAUCCAUGUCUUACGAAUAUCAUCAACAAAUAUUAGAACAAUUCCAUCUGUUACUGGUGCUUCAAUAAACCAACAUUACCACGAUACGAAAUCCAACUUUGUUCAACGUAGAAAGAUAUCGAUUAUAUCGUUUUCAUCGGGUAUUGUGACAGGGUUAGCGGUGAUAACACCUGGAGGAGGAUACGUUUCUUCUCCCACAGAUUUCUGGAAGAGUUUUGUAUUCGGAGUACUUGGUGGAAUAAUCGUUAAUUUGUCUACAAGACUUAAAUAUUUUGUUCAGAUUGAUGACGCCUUAGAUAUUUUUGCUAUUCAUGGAGUGGCAGGUAUACUCGGGUCAUUGCUUACAGGAAUAUUUGCAAACCAAAGGUAUAAUUCAAAAGGUGGCUGGGUGAAGGGUCAUUGGAUCCAAUUAGGAUAUCAGUUAUUAGGGUGUACGGUUACGGCAGCAUACGUCUUUGUUUUGAGUUGCGUAUUUUUAUAUUGCAUUGAUCUUAUACCGGGUUUACAUUUAAGAAUGGAUAAGACCUUUAACCAACGAAUGAGGGAAGAGAGAGAAAGAGUACAAGCAGAAUCUACGGAAUCACCCACCAGUGUAGACAUAGAGGAGCAAUUCGUACCCCAUAAUACGAAUGAGAUUACUUAUCUGGAGAAACUUGAAUUAUUGGGUACAGACUGUUAUGAAUUUAAUGGGGAAUAUUUUAUGGAUUUUAUGGAAUUUAUAAAAGUUAUACGACCUCAGGACUAUCCAUUUGAUCAGUUUACAGAGGAGACAGAAACUCAGUAUGAUAGUGUUAAUGCUAUAGGUUCUGAUUAUCAGUUACACCCCGAAGGAGUAAACCACCUUGCAAGAAAAGGUGAAUGA
Molecule: messenger RNA, 1746 nt
Organism: Debaryomyces hansenii CBS767
Lineage: Eukaryota; Fungi; Ascomycota; Pichiomycetes; Serinales; Debaryomycetaceae
Exons: 1
Coding region: 1-1746 (581 amino acids)
Biological process (GO): ammonium transmembrane transport
Cellular component (GO): plasma membrane
Molecular function (GO): ammonium channel activity
Source: RefSeq, a predicted model, not a curated record